CUAGCAGAGCCCGGUGUCUCGGUUGUCCUCGCGCUCUGAUUGACCAGCAAACAAACUCCCAACGAUAUCAUUUUUUCUUCCCUCUUUUUGCUUCUUCCGUGUUUGCAACCACUUCAUGGCGCCAAACCGUAUGUGUGACCCUCUCCAGCCACGCUAUCCCUUUUUCCCUCGUUUGCUCGGCCGUUUCCCCCUCUCUGCUCUCCCGUGUUGGUCUGGGUAAACACAGCCAACCCGGUUCGGAAAGUCUGCCGCUGCACGCUGCAGACUGCAGUGCGCCCGCUGGUUCCUCCUCAACCUCUUUCACAACAUCUCCAACGAGACAAGGCCAAUUCAAUGAGCCCGUGUUGACCUUCAAUGCCUUCGAUUUCAGACACGUCGUCCGCCAUUGGCAGUAGGAGCAGCAGGACCGGGCCAUAGUAGGUAGCUCUACCACACCGGGCUUGCCGUUGCGCGCCAUGGGCCCCGAAUUAGUACCGUCGUCUGUAGCGACUGGGCCGUCGACGCGGCCACUUCACCAACAACAACAACCACAACAACAACAACCAAAGGAGCUCCCAUUUCGGGUUACAGCAUCCUCUGAGAGGCUCCUUAAUCAGCACCCGCCGAGGAUAGGGAAUGAAAGCAAGCGGGCAAAGCCGGGUAGCAGGGCAGCAGGUCUCGGGUUGGCCAAGACAAAACUCUGGGUUUCUGCCGGUUCGCAAUCCAAACCACUAUUGCCCGUGACCGAGCGCGCGUCACACGAAGAGAACCUUGCGGGGCGCCGGGCGAAGAAGGGUAGCCGGGAUGAGGACAGGUGGGACAUCACCCCCGACGGGGGCUCGGCCGGUCGCGAGGGGAGGCAGUUCGCCGUGGCCAAUGUUGGGAACAAUGGCCGCAUUUAUUUGAGGCCGACCGUUCGCCCCGCAAACCAGCGGUACCCUCAGCCACCUUUUGUUUUUCCUAUGACGCCGCCGGGCACCGCGGGAUUGGAGGCCAUAGCCCCGGAACAACGCCUGGGCCUCGACGCGCACCCCCAGCUUCCCCUCCGUAACUGGACACCGUCGCACCCUCCGUCGUCUUCGCCUAGUCCCGCCCUUGGGAAGAGCGGCGAGAAACAGCUGAAAACACGCCAGAGGCACCGCCGUGCCCUGUCGGAUUCGACAUUGCCGGAUGCGAGCAUCGCACGAGAAUCUGAGCCGGGGGGUUUCAAGGUGGUGAUUACACAACCGGGUGAGGACGAGAGGCCGAGGACUGUGGACGAGAUGGACUUGCACCAACCGCCAUCACUAGAAGUCGCUAUCCCGUCGUGGAGGAUAGGCACGCCCAGGUUUAGCAUUCGGGGGACGCCAUUCAUUCGAGGCUCUUCAUAUGCCCCGACCGAGGAGAUGCGCUCCAGUAGCACAUCGUUUCUCCGCCUCACGCCCCUAGACGGAACCUCGAGCAAUUCCAGGAACGCGAGUUUCUUCCGCAUGUCAGGAAUGCUAUCCCCCUGGGCCGAUCCUACCGACAUCCCCAGCCAUACAUCAGCUCGUCCUCCCGCCCGCCCGCGAGCCACCUACAUGUCGACCCACCUCGUAAUUGAGCCGCCCAUGUUUGACGUCUUGACCUUCAAACCCGCCUGUGACGACCGCGCCAUUGUUCGGUACUCGAAUGCCGGCUCCGUUACCGCCGCCACCCCGCCCCGCUUGGUCGCCGAGAUCACAUCUCCCACCUUCGUCGAUUACGAACUUUUGUCCGACUUUUUUCUCACCUACCGGUCUUUUCUUGAGCCAUCCGAUCUCCUGCGCAUGCUUUUUGCCCGACUUCGCUGGGCACUGACCAGGGCCGAUGAGGUUGGCCAGGUGGUAAGGGUCCGUACCUUCGUUGCCCUGCGCCAUUGGAUCCUCAACUACUUUAUGGACGACUUCCUGGUAGACCACAGCCUACGUGUCACGUUUUGUAGUCUGUUGAACGACCUCGUCGCCGAAUUCUUGCGGGACCCCAAAACGCCCAAAGUACCGCUCAAAAUUCUAGCUGAAUUGAAAAAGUGCUGGCGGAGGGUCUGCGCACAAUUUUGGGACGGACCCGCGUUCGACACCACACUCGGGCCUGAUAUUCUGGUUUCUCCCGGGGGGAUCGCAGGCCACCGCGACUCACAGCUUGACCCAACAUUCUGGUUAGAAAAUGGAGCCGAACCGCCCCAGCUGGACGACCUGAUAUUCCCCACCAGCCCCCGCGGUCACUCGAGCUUCUACGGUGGUCUGGCGAGAGCCGGUCAUAUCGACGCCGUUGUAGCGGGUGACCGUCCAGCGACACCCGAGGUUGCCGUAGACAGCGAGCGCGCGGAAAGGAACGGCGCCAUCUCACCAACCAGCAUCACCAGCGUGGACGUGGUCUCUUGUUCGUUUCCGACCAAAAACACACGGCCCAUGCGCCCGGGCGCUGGCUACCCAGCUGCGCACCCAGCUGACCCCAGCUCUUUAACCAACUCCGGUCCGGUUGCUACCACGCCUCGCGCACUAGUUGGCAAGCGGGCCCGCCCGCAACCUUCUCACAAGCGAAAUGUCAGCCUUAGCGAUUCCCUGCGCGAGCAGCCGACGACAGAGAAGGGUCUUUAUAAGAAUGCCGAAUUCCUGCUAGCACUUCCCUAUGCAGGCAGCCUAGUUCGCGGCGAUUUCCUACCGCCCUCCCAGGCCCUCGUCGAGGUCCCCCCACCGAUGGUGAACGGGAGACAAACUACAAUCUUUCAACCAGCACAGGUUGAUCUAUUGAAAGAAAGCACAGUGGCAUCCGCCAUGUCUGGUCAAGGGAUGAAGAGGCUUCUGGGGAGCGUGCGGCGGGCUUUGAGCACCAAGGGGCAAAACCUAUCACCAACCCAGGGCACCUUCAUCAACAUCUCUCCGAUUGGACCAAGGGGUGCGACCACCAACAGGCUCCCGGGCACUCCAAUAGUACCACAGGCCCGAAGCCGCCAGAACCGCGGCCGUCCUUCCGUACGGAUCGAUUUGCUCGGCGCCGAGGUUGCCGAGGACUUUAAAAAGGCUGUGCGAGAAGACACCCAAGCUCAAUCCGAGAGAUCAGACGAACCUCCCCGUCCCGCCGAUCCUCAGACGGGUGAUGGUACGGGGGAUUUCUCGACCUCUCACUUACACACCUCUCCCGCGGCGUUCUCGCAUGACUUCGUGGUCACACGACCGACGAGCGAUAUGGGCAUCACUACUGGCAGCAAAUCCAUCGUUAUUGUAGACGACACAUCAGUUCAAGACGACUAUCCUUUCAUGACAGGUGCGUUGCCAGUUGCCAACUCGUCGGUGGACGCAUUUUCCGAAGCCUUCGCGCCGAACGGUGCGGAUCCAACGCCACCGAACACACCGCCGGGCCGUGCUAUGGGCACUCCCAGAAUGUCCUCAUACAUACUUGGUCAGGACCUUGCGCAUAAUUCACUGUUAGCCGGCCCGCUACCUCCCUUCGUUCCGGAUAUGAAUACCCUAGGGCAAAGUGGACGUCCCUCCGAGGACCAAACCAGACCCUCGCUUGAUUAUUUAGACGAGGACUCGAGUCCACCUUUCGCUGACGACGAGAGAGGACAUGUGAGGCAAUCUUCGAGUCGGUCGUAUGCAUCCAAUCACUCGGGAGGCCACGUUCGCCGCUCGUCCUUCAAUAGCGAGAGCUUCCACCAUCUCACCGUCCGCAGCUUCGAUGCCACGACCGUUUCGGGCCAGUCGAUCGGCGACUCGUCUCCGGUUAUGGCUCCCGAGCCGCUUCGGGUUCUGAGGCGAAGACCAGGCGGCGAUCUCCGCGCCGUCACUACCGUCGGCGAUCUGGACCCAGCUACGCUUAGGAGGUCGCGGUCGGUCGGGUCCCUGACAACAUAUAGCGAAUCUAUCCGCAGCUCGUAUCUUCGCAGCGCCGUUGCAGACUCUAGCGGCUUUGUGGAUGUUGUCGCCAGUGAUUACUCCCCCGGCCACGCCAAGACAUUCUCUCUGGGCGCCAUCGCCGAGAAGAAACCGAAGCAGAACUUGUCCCUAUUCAGCACCCACUCGUCCAAGCCGAUCAUGCGACCGUCGUUUGAAGCCGAGGCGCAGAAACUCGCGCAGAUUCCUGACGACAUGGACGAUGAUGGGGGCGUUGAGUCUGCACUGUUGAAGCUGGAGGGCAAAUUCCCGACAAGAAAGGCUGGACUCAAACUGUCAAUGGACCUGAGGCCGGCACAGGACAUCGAUGCUACUCCGGACUGGGAGGGAGGAUACGAGGAGAAUGAGGCCAUCGAAAGAGAGGAGGAAGAACACCACGAGGCAGAAGUCGAGCCUCAGCCUUACCCGCCGAGCUCCUCGACCGCGCCUUCCACCAUCACACCCCAGGCCGGCCUAUUGAACGUGGCUGAUAGCCAGGGACACCACAGCGUUGUGCAGUCCUUCUUGUCGGACGAUUCAAGGGCGUCUUAUUCGUCGAUACCAUUGCUGGAACGUGGUUUGACUGAUGAUGGGCGGACGGCAACUCGGGAAUGGACAGACCGGUCCAUCCUCCAGGGACCCGACGACGAUGCGUCAACGCCGGACAACCGCAGCAUCCACGACUCGCAGCAUCCUUCGUACGAGUUCAUCUCGAAAACAGACAGCAUCGGCCUAAUUCGACAAGGAGCCACCAUGCCCGAAGACGAGUCGGCACGGGACAGCCUCGAGCAGUCGUUCCUGGAUGUCGACAGCGAUAACGAGAGUGUUAUCUCCUCGGAGUUAUCUGCAGAGGCUCUUAUUCAAGAGGCCGAGGAUCGUGAAUUCUCGCCAAAUGACAUUGGAGUUGCCAUAUCCACCUUGCCGGCCCAUCCUCUGGCUGAAAACCCGCGCACCCCAAGGCCGCCGUCCCCAACCAUCACACUCAUGCAGGCUCUCCAAAUGUCUCCCGAGGCCGUCUACGUCCCGACGCUCCAACACCAUCAAGUGUGCGAGAAGCCACUGCCACCCACCCCCGACACCACACCAACAACAACAGCGCCGCCGUUUCUCCGCUCGCCGCUUUGUUCGCCCGCAGAUCCAACCGGGACCAAGGAGGCACUACGCAACGCUCCAACCCUCGAGAUCCCCGAUCCUGUCAGCAGGCCUCUCAACACGCCACUUAGCAAAUACUCGGUUCACCUGCCCUUCAUUCUCGCCUUUGACAGCGACAUCCUAGCGCAACAAUUCACUCUCGUCGAGAAGGACGCGCUCAACGAGAUCGACUGGAAAGAGCUGAUUGAGAUGCGCUGGAAGAAUGCUGAGCAAAAUGGCAUCCACGUGCGCAGCUGGGUGUCCUUCCUGCGCGACACGGACGCUCGUGGCGUUGAGGUGGUCAUCGCACGCUUCAACAUCAUGGUCAAGUGGGCCGUCUCGGAGAUCGUGUUGACACAAGACAUCGAGGAGCGCGCGCGCUGCAUAAUCAAGUUCAUCCACAUCGCCGCCCAUUGCCGCCGCUACCGCAACUUCGCUACCAUGAGCCAGGUCACCAUUGCGCUCACCAGCAACGAGGUCAGCCGGCUCAGCAAGACGUGGGCUAUGGUCCCCGCGAGCGACAAGCGCACGCUAAUGGAGCUGGAGGCGCUCCUGUCACCGACGAGGAACUUCUACAACAUGCGCGCCGAGAUGGAGGGCGGCGGCGCGUCCGUCUCCGGGAUGGGGUGCAUCCCCUUUGUGGGGAUAUACACGCAUGACUUGCUGUUCAACGCGCAAAAGCCGAGCGAGAUUGCGAGCUCGCCCACCGCCGCGCCGCUCGUUAACUUUGAGCGCUGCCGGACCGCGGCCGGUGUGGUCAAGACGUUGCUGCGGCUGCUCGAGGCGAGCAUGCUGUACAAUUUCCAGCCGAUCGAGGGCAUUACCGAGCGCUGCUUGUGGAUGGGCGCGUUGGGGGAUGAGGAGAUCAGGCGGUUGAGCGAGGGUUUGGAGUAAGCCCACUUGGGCUUGAAGCUAUCACAGAAGAAUGAUGGCGGGUGAGAGGAGACACAGCGGCAGCAACCUCGCAUAACGGCCAACGCCAACGCCCUCACUCGACACGGCAACCACUGCUCACACCACCGUUGUCGUUUCAACACCCACGAUGCGAUACCUCACAGCGAACAUCGCCAUCAUCAUCGCCAUGCUCCAAAUAGACGACCGGUCUGCUCACGCACCAGCUGUAUCACUACAUCGUUUUACGUUUCAAAAACCGCGCCAUCUCGUUUCU
Molecule: messenger RNA, 6150 nt
Organism: Chaetomium fimeti
Lineage: Eukaryota; Fungi; Ascomycota; Sordariomycetes; Sordariales; Chaetomiaceae
Exons: 2
Coding region: 456-5876 (1806 amino acids)
Biological process (GO): Ras protein signal transduction; positive regulation of GTPase activity
Cellular component (GO): plasma membrane
Molecular function (GO): guanyl-nucleotide exchange factor activity
Source: RefSeq, a predicted model, not a curated record